This is a messenger RNA of Colossoma macropomum (tambaqui), 3394 nucleotides long. It is a transcript of the gene zc3h3, whose product is annotated as zinc finger CCCH-type containing 3. Gene Ontology annotation, cellular component: nucleus. NCBI's taxonomy places the organism in Eukaryota, Metazoa, Chordata, Actinopteri, Characiformes, Serrasalmidae. The transcript is spliced from 14 exons. Bases 1 to 2586 code for a protein of 861 amino acids. The record is from RefSeq and is a predicted model, not a curated record. Gene Ontology annotation, molecular function: metal ion binding.
AUGGCAGAACGCGAAGCUUUGCAAAGAGAAAUCGAGCAGCUUCAAAACCUUAUUAAGGACCACAAGAGAGUUCAUGGUGAUGCCCCGUCAAGCUCAGCUCCGUGGUUUUCUUCAAAACAUAGGCUGGCUAGAGGUCGAGGGCACAACCCACAUUACAUUCACUCGUACUCAGGUGAGCACCAGCCUUAUGCACCUCAUCCUACCAGUCAUUGGAGGAAAACCUACUCUCUCAGCAACAAGACCACCAGAGCUCCUGGAAGAGGACCCUCUCAGUUUUCUGAGCCUUAUCUGAACAAGACUCAGCAUAUCAGUUCUGAACCCUCUAUUGCUGGCUCACUUGUUGGCAUUGCAACACAGCUACCUCAUUUGUUCCCUUCAUCUGAGGAGACUCGUGCCUUUAAUAAAAAGAAUACUUUAGCCCAACUGCAAGCAAAAUCACACCUCACCAGCAGCAUUUCAUCCAAUAGGACUGUGAUAAUGGCAACAGCCUCUAAAGACUUUUCUUCAGGCCAGACAGUCCCUCCUAGGGCAUGUUCUAGUCCUGCAUUAAACCUUAAGCUUAAAUCAGACUCAACAGCACGGGUGCAUACGGUUUCCUCUCCCCAUAAAAGAUCACAGUUUACCUGGGUGAAGAGUCAAGGGACUAAGAACAGCCAGCCCUCUCCAACCUCAGCUUCAGUUUCCACUGCUACUGCUGUGGUGGCCAGCAUCAAGCCAGUUCAUGGUUCUAACAAGAAGAUACAGCGCAAGCCUAGUCUUUCCUCAGGCCCUACUAAGACUUCAAAGUACUCUUGGGUAUCAUCCUCCUGCUCUACUACAGCAGCUGGCAAAGUAACCCCAUCCAAACUGCCAAACAAGCAACUUUCUCCCAAAGCUCUUAAGGUGCCUGGAAAAGCAACAAAGGAGGUACUAGACGGGACCAAAAAACUCGCUUGUACCCCUUCUACACCAUCAAAGCGGACUAAAGUUAGUGGAGGUACUUCCACACCUCAAGUCAGCCAUGCUAAUCGUUAUUGUUGGAAGGCCACUGCACAGAGCUCUUCCACGGUUGCGAGUGGGUCCACCCCAAGGUCUUCCCGAAAGGGAUCUUUAUAUCGAUGGACUGCUCAGAAAGAGGGAAAAGAUUCAGGCCUUGGACCGCAUCCAUCACGAGCCCAGCAAAACCCUUCCAGCACUCAUCUUUCCAAUAGUGCAUUCAAGCUAAGGAGCAGAACCAAGAUCAUUAGGAGGUAUAGCAACAGGCCACAAAAUCUGAAGCUGGCUCAACUGCAAGCAGGGCCACAAGAUGGCAGCAGACCAAAACCUAUCAGUAGUCCUGCUCCAGAGAGGAGACCCAGUCUCUGUGUGGUGACUUUGAGGAGUCGGUACUCAUUGAGGAGGAAGACACACACUUCUGUCAGGACUCCGACUUGUGCCAAACGAGGCCAGUCCAGAGCUCUCGUCUCCUUCGGCAGACACAAGCUGCGGCGCCUCUCCUCCUCCACCCCCACCACUUCUGCAUGGACCUUGAGAACAGGCUCUUCAUGUUCUUCAGUACGGAGUCCAGCAUCUCUGAAGGUCAUCAAAACCCGCUACAAGAUUGACACGCGGAGAGCACAAUUCCAGCAGCACAACUCUGCCCUGUCCUACAGAGUCAAGAGAAUCCAAUCAGCCAGGAUUCUCUUACAGAGUCGUCUCCGGACGCCCCCAGAUAGACAGUGGAGGGGGCGGAGCAUGCGAUGGAUAGGUGGGGCCCUCUACAGAGUCUCUGCCAAUAAGCUUUCUCGCACACAUACUACCAACACAUCAUCUGUCAGAUCAGGAAAGUGGUUCAGUUCACACGAAGUGUCUUCUCCCAGCAAUAUAGUGAGGACGUCCAACAUGCGGCAUGUGGCCAGUCGGGCGGUGCAGAGAAGUCUGGCCAUCAUCCGGCAAGCUCGGCAGAAGAAGCAACACGCCAAACAGUACUGCAUGUACUACAACCGCUUUGGCAAGUGUAACCGUGGCAACGCCUGCCCCUACAUCCAUGAUCCUGAUAAGGUGGCUGUUUGCACCAGGUUUCUCAGAGGCACAUGUAAGCAGACAGAUGGGACAUGUCCUUUCUCACACAAGGUGUCCAAAGAAAAGAUGCCUGUAUGUUCAUACUUCUUGAAGGGAAUUUGUAACAACAGUAGCUGCCCCUAUAGCCAUGUCUAUGUAUCUCGCAAAGCAGCAGUGUGUCAAGACUUCAUCAGAGGCUACUGUCCUCAGGGAGAGAAGUGUAAGAAGAAACACACUCUUGUGUGUCCGGAGUUCUCCAGCACUGGUGUGUGUCCCAAAGGGUCGAAGUGUAAACUACAGCACAGGCAGAGAGCUAAGCGCACUGGAUCCAGCCUCAGCUCGGCCACAGCCAAAAAAGCCCGCACCAGGGACUCCAUGAAGAGUCCAGAGCCAAGCUCCACUCAGGCAGAUGAGAGCACCCCUAGUUCAGGCCUUGCGAAGCUGCCCUCCUUCAUCUCUCUGUCCAGUUCCCCAGACACCCCAGAGGCCGCUGAUAGCCCCGAAUGCACUACUGUAGCAGGAGUAGAGGCCACAGGGAAGAAACUGCAUAUCAAGCCUCGCUUCUAGGAAGCUCCAGGAACCAUUUGGCCUUUUCAACACACAGCUGAUGGCUAGAACAGCAGGAGUCCUUUGGCUCAACUGCAGCGUGUUUAGGAUUGCCACUCAUAGACAUAUUAAUUAUAUUUUUGAGAUAUUGCUGCCAAGUCAUUCUUUAUUGUAAAAGAUAUAAUAAUGAAUGAAUGACUGACUUAAUAUACAGAAAACUACAUAGAGAAGAACACAGAAAAAAUCUUGGAAUAAGCAUAUACAUAGCAUCUACACCCAUCAGCCAUAAUAUUAAAACCACUUCCUUGUAUCUGCACUCUUCAUUCAUUUCAUCAGCUUCACUUAGGAGCACUUUGUAGUUCUACAAUUACAGACCGUAGUCCGUCUGUUUCUCUGCAUACUUUGUUAGCCCUCCAGUCUGUAAAUGUAGAACUACAAAGUGCACCUGUAUGGUAAGUGGAGCUGAUGAAAUGGACAAAGAGUGUAGAAACAAGGAGAUGAUUUUACUGUUAUGGCUGAUCGGUGUCUUUCCAUUUGCGUAUGUGACAGCAGGUCUUCAUCUGCAUCCAGACACCUGAAUCACCUGCUCUCUGACAUUGUCUGUCAAAUCACUUUCAAAAUGUAUCUUAUUUUCCAAUUGUAUUUAAUUUUUGUUUUGAUACACACAGUCACCCUUUAGAGCUCAUAGAUCUCAGGGACUAUUUUCUCUGCAUGUGACACUUUUAAAGAAAUGUAAUUUUAGUUUGAAUGAAACAAUCUGUCAUUUUAUUGUGGAAUAUUUAAGUCGAGGAUUUUUGUAUUGGAAAGUUGAAUUAAAGCUGUUUUCAGA